Paraglomus brasilianum is the source of this 1514-nucleotide messenger RNA. NCBI's taxonomy places the organism in Eukaryota, Fungi, Glomeromycota, Glomeromycetes, Paraglomerales, Paraglomeraceae. The record is from the annotation of a GenBank genome assembly.
AUGUCAACUCCCCCAACACACGUUCCUUCACCAAAACCUCCAAAGAGAAAAUAUUCGUCGCCAUCACCAUCACCUUCGAAACGCAUACUGGCAAAUUCAUCCUCACUUCCCUCUAGCUCAAUACGCUUGCCCCCACGAACUAAUAAUCACAACCAAACAUCAUCGUUAUCGAUGACCACAAGUUCGAACGCAUUACCGCCGAGCAAGCGGAUAAAAUCAGAUGACUCGGGAAGAGAAGAUAACGGGGUUAAGAUUGAAGAUAGAGAGAGUGAUAGACGAUUGGGAAUAGCACGAAUUGGGACUGGACCUGGAAAGAAGAAAAAUGCGGGAAAGGUUGGAGGGGAAGGGAAUGUAGCAGAAAAAGGUGAAAAGUCAAAACUCUCCUUGUCAUCUCCACUUGCUUCUUCUUCCCCGCAAGGACAACAGCCUAAUGACCUGGAAAUAGAUCCGAAACGGAGUUUAAGUUCAAACUUUGAGGAUGAACAGGACGAAAAAGUUGAAAGUGAAGCUAGUGGUGAUGAGGAAGUGAAAAAGAUUGGAAACGGCAAAGUGCAUAAUGGGGUCAAUAACCGGACAAUGGGAGGGACGAGCAGCACUGACGAUCACAGCGAUUGUCCUUCGACUCCAGUGAAACCCACACAACGUCAAAACUCAAAAAGAUCACUCAAAACAUCGACUUCUACAAAAAAUUCAUCAAACGUUUCACGAUUAUCAUUAAAAGCGUCUCAUUCCUUACCAAAAAAUUCGACCUCUCGAGCGUCGGUGUCUCAGUCAUCUCCGGCUGCAUCACCUGUUCGAGAACGUACGGCUGUAACGGAAGAACGGGAAGGUAUAAUUAAAAUGCGCAUGGUUCGGAAUGACGAUUCUGAAGAGAGUUUGGUUCUGUUGACAGGGUUAAAAUGUGUGUUUCAAAAUCAACUGCCAAAGAUGCCGAAAGAGUAUAUUACGCGAUUGGUUUAUGAUCACGACCAUCAAAGUCUAGCACUAAUAAAACCUCACCCGGAUGUAUAUAAAAUAAAAAUAGUCGGCGGUGUUACGUUUCGUCAGUUUCCUUCACAGAAGUUUGCCGAGAUUGUUUUCUGUGCGGUUAAUUCCAUGGAACAGGUCAAGGGAUAUGGCAGCCAUUUGAUGAAUCAUCUCAAAGAUUGGACCAUAAAAAGUACUCCCGUCGAAUAUUUCCUGACGUAUGCUGACAACUAUGCAGUUGGGUUUUUUAAGAAGAAUGGAUUUACUACAGAAAUAUCGUUUCCAGAAAGCAUGUGGAGGGGGUACAUCAAAGAUUAUGAUGGAGCAAACAUAAUGCAGUGCCAAUUAAUAAAGAAAGUUGAAUAUCUCAAGACCGAUGAAAUAUUAUCGAAACAGAAAGAAGCAAUAAGAGCACGCGUAUUCUCCAAAUUGGAUGAUGAUCUGAGGAUAUAUAAAGGAUUGUCUUUUGGUAAAAAUGGAAAGAAAAUUGAUCCGAUGGAAAUUCCCGGGCUGAAGGAAUCAGGUUGGACACCCGAGAUGGAUAAGAA